Ylistrum balloti is the source of this 1486-nucleotide messenger RNA. RefSeq lists its product as uncharacterized. Bases 1 to 1176 code for a protein of 391 amino acids. NCBI's taxonomy places the organism in Eukaryota, Metazoa, Mollusca, Bivalvia, Pectinida, Pectinidae. The record is from RefSeq and is a predicted model, not a curated record. The transcript has 8 exons. Gene Ontology annotation, molecular function: protein serine/threonine phosphatase activity. Gene Ontology annotation, cellular component: nucleus; cytoplasm.
AUGCUAGAGUACCUGGUUACUCCUCCAGCCUCAUCAAUGUUUGAGUACCUGGUUACUCUUCCAGCCUCAUCCAUGUUAGAGUACCUUGUUACUCCUCCUGAUUCAUCCAUGUUAGAGUACCUCGUUACUCCUCCAGCCUCAUCAAUGUUUGAGUACCUGGUUACUUUUCCAGCCUUAUCCAUGUUACUUGGUUACUCCUCCAAUCUCAUCCAUUUUAGAGUACCUGGUUACUCCUCCAAUCUCAUCCAUUUUAGAGGUCAACACGACUGGGGUCAAGUGGAGAGAGGCGCACUUGCCAAAUGUUUGUUGACAUUGUGUCGUCAGGUCAAGGAUACUCUGAGUAGCGAGCCACGUUUAAUCAAAUUAAAAUCACCUGUCUACAUCUUGGGGGAUAUCCAUGGUAACUACCGCGAUCUGGUUUGUUUUGAGAAAGCACUCUGGAGAAUGGGUCCUCUUCUGACACCUGCUUCAUUUCUGUUCCUCGGCGACUACGUGGAUCGAGGGGAAUACGGUGUGGAGGUGGUAUCAUACUUGUUUGCCCAAAAGUUACUGGCUCCUGGUAAAUUUUACCUAUUGAGAGGAAACCAUGAACUACGAAGUGUACAGGAAAUGUUUUCUUUUAAAUCGGAAUGUCUGUCAAAGUUUGGUGAUGCAAUCGGUCUGCAAAUCUGGGAAGCAGUGAAUGAUUGUUUCGAUGUGAUGCCUAUUGCUGCCACAGUGGAUGACCGGGUGUUUUGUGUACAUGGUGGAAUUCCCAGCAGUGACAAUGAUGGGGGAUAUAUAGAAAAGAUCAACAAAGUGCCUGUACCUCUAAAAGAUCCAGAGAUAGACAGUCCUCUGGCCUGGGAGAUUCUCUGGAGUGACCCUGUCAGCAAUGACCUUUUGACCCCUGAUACUUUGAAGGAUUUGCAGGAUCAUGAUGGUUUUAUCUAUAACACACGACGUGGUACCGCCCACUUCUUCUCCUGCGACGCUCUAAUGAGCUUCCUGGACCGAAACAACCUUUCCCAUGUCAUACGCGCCCAUGAAGUACAAGAAAAUGGAUUCCAGGUUCAGCAGAAAGGGAGACUGCUCACUGUGUUUUCCUCGUCUCACUACUGUGGAGGAUCUAAUGAGGCAGCUUGCGUCCUAGCAGACAAUUUCAAACUCCGCAUGAUCCGCAUUGAUACUACUUGAUGCUCAGGACACUUAUUGUUAAAUGCUGCCAGCAAACUUAUUUCAGACUCAAUAGGAAAUUCUGAAUUGAGAUCUUCACCCUUCAAGUUUCUUACAGUAUAAUUGUCAAUGUAUGAGAAAUGCAGCAUACAGUCAUAUUCUUGAACAUUUCUCUUUUUUAUCACAUUUUGUAUUAUUUCAUCUCAAUCUUUUAGGGGAAAUAUUUUUCUUCGGGUUGUUAAUGUCAGUAGAAUAGAAGUUUUCAUAACACAACCAUUGGAAGAUUAGAGUGUGAAGUGUUGAUGACUACACGGUCAACUUCAUCUUAUAA